Messenger RNA from Octopus sinensis (East Asian common octopus), 1525 nucleotides. Its product is annotated as failed axon connections homolog. The record is from RefSeq and is a predicted model, not a curated record. The transcript has 7 exons. Lineage: Eukaryota; Metazoa; Mollusca; Cephalopoda; Octopoda; Octopodidae. Bases 568 to 1413 code for a protein of 281 amino acids. Gene Ontology annotation, cellular component: cytoplasm.
ACAAGCACGCACGCACAACCCAUUAACUUUCUCUUCCCAACUGACAAUUGACAAGACAACAAGUGGUCACAGAAACCACCGAAUUCAUCAUUGUUUAUACUAUUUCGAGUCAAAACGAAAGUUCGCCAAAAGGAAAAUAUAUUACAUUAAAAUGGAUGCAAGAGCUGCCUGUGUUAUUUUGUUACUUGGAGAGUAAUUUUUUUUCCUUUAAAUUGCGGAGGUUUAUUACACACAGUCCUCGCGCAUUUCUUUUAAUAAUCUUUUUUCCUUCUUUCUUUCUGCAUUUGAAAUCUACUGAAGCUUAUAAUACAAAAUAUUUGUCUAUCUUUUCUGUCUUUCUUUAUACAUAUUAGAUGUAACCUAGACAUAUACAACGAACAUAAAUACUUUAACUUUGAACUGAUAAAACUUUAUUACUUUGUAACGGAUGUAGCUCUCUCCGGCUGAAAGUUAAUAAACAUUGUCUUUUGACAGUUGCUUGUUCGUCCCGGGAUGAUAAUCACAACAGUAUGAACAUCUAAGAAACAAGAAGGUAUUUCAUCUAGCUGCUGUCACAGAAAGAAAACUAUGUCACAGUGGACCAUUGCUGUCGGGGUUGGCCUCAUCACUGCAUCAGGACUCCUUUACAUCAUCUUCCGACAGAAAAAGAAGAAAAUUUACCCUGAAAAUGUGAUCAUAUUGCACCAGUUUCCAAGAAUACGUGAAGCACCAAACAUUUCUCCAUUUGCUAUAAAGCUUGAAACUUUUCUUCGUAUGGCCAAGUUACCCUAUCAGGUUGAAUAUACCUUUGAGAUGUCGCCGAAACAUAAAAUACCUUGGAUUACAUACAAUGGAGAAGUUGUCAGUGACUCCCAGUUCAUUAUUGAGUAUCUGAACAAGAAAUUCAACCUUAAUUUUAACAGUCAUCUCACAGAUGAACAACGAAGUAUUGCUAGGGCCAUGCAGAAAAUGUUAGAAGAGAACUUAUAUUGGGGUCUUGUACGUUUACGAUGGGUCUAUGGAAACUCCUAUACCAGAAAAAUUAUCCCUAUGCUUGCAUACCAGUAUUGGUUGAUAAAAAGAAGAUGUCAACGUUCUACAUAUUGCCAAGGUAUAGGUCGACAUACUCUUGCAGAGGUCAAUCAAAUUGUGAUGGAUGAUUUAAAGGCUCUCUCUGAUUUUCUUGGUAAAAAGAAAUUCUUGAUGGGAGAUGAACUCUGUGAGACUGAUUUUGCCAUUUUCGGGAUGAUAGCUUAUUCAAGGCAGAUGCCAGAAAACUGCAUUUUAAAAGAAAUUAUUGAUGAUGAUGUAUUCCCAAAUAUAACUGCCUACUUUGAAAGAAUGAAGUCUAUGUAUUGGCCUGACUGGUUUGAUCCAACUGUGAAAUUUCCUACUUUUGGACUUCAGCCUCAAAAGAGUCAUUUCACAUCAUAAACAGAAGCUAUAUCUGACCAAGAAACAAGAUGAAUAUUAAUGAAUCUGUUGUCAGAAAUAAAUACAGUUUAAUAACCAAAGUGAAAAACAAAAAUAAAAACCAUCAAAUGUA